This is a messenger RNA of Hemibagrus wyckioides, 3794 nucleotides long. RefSeq names its product low density lipoprotein receptor adapter protein 1. Bases 116 to 961 code for a protein of 281 amino acids. The transcript has 10 exons. Lineage: Eukaryota; Metazoa; Chordata; Actinopteri; Siluriformes; Bagridae. The record is from RefSeq and is a predicted model, not a curated record.
UGAGAGAGUUAAGAGCCGCUGUGUGCAUGGCAUCGUCCCACUCCACUGAUCAGACAAGCGCCCUUAUUCCUCCGCUGCUCCGGUCAUCGCAGUUUAUUAAACUAUCCACCUGAGCAUGGACGCGUUAAAAUCAGCCGGGAGAGCUAUAAUAAAAAGUCCUGGAGUUCCGAGGCACACAUGGGGAACCGCCAAGCACGAAAAGCUUCCAGAGAACUGGACGGACACUAAGGAGACUCUGCUGGAGGGAAUGGUGUUCAAUGUGAAGUACCUGGGCAUGACGUUGGUUGGUCAGCCUAAAGGAGAGGAAAUGGCCGCCGCUGCCAUCCACAGGAUUGUCUCAACGGCUCGUGCCAGUACAAAAAAAUUUCGGAAGGUGACCCUCAACGUUUCCCCUAAAGGGAUCAUCAUUACAGACACUGAGACCAGCGAUCUUAUCGAGAACGUGUCUAUUUACAGAAUCUCCUACUGCACAGCUGAUAAAACUCAGGACAAAGUCUUUGCCUACAUCUCACAGAGUGAGUUCAGUGAAACUCUGGAGUGCCAUGCCUUCCUCUGCCAAAAGAAGAAAAUUGCCCAGGCAGUCACACUUACAGUAGCACAGGCUUUUAAAGUUGCUUUAGACUUCUGGGAAAUUGCCCAAGAAGACAAAAGUAAGAAGGCUCGUACUUGCUGCUCCUGUUCAGGCAGUGAUGUUCAUGUGGAAACAAAAUCUCACUCUGCUUCAGAAACUGAAAAAUCCCAGGCUCUGAUGGAGCACAAACUACAGAAGCCCUUCCUCUCUUCUUCAAUCUAUUCGCUAUCCCCACGCAGCCAGCCUGCCAGGAGACGGCCAGUCAAACACGAUUCCUGGGAUAUGGAAGAGGAGAGCCUCAACACAUUCUCAAGCAGUGUGGGAGUGGAGGAGACAGACACAGACUGGCAGAUUCCUGCUUCAGAACAGUGUUUGAGGAUGCAGCUGUGAGCUCACUGGAGGAGAACUUCAUGGCUCUCAGCAGUGAAGAGACAGAUUAAACACACACACACACACAAACACUGACAAAAAGAACACUAUCAUUAUCUACAAAUGUAGGUUCAUCAUGCACCAUAAGCACAUAAUACCAAAUGGCAGCAACAAGAGUGCCCCGCAUGUUUAAUUAGCUAUUUUCUAGUGAAACUGAUCUAUUAAUCUGUGUUUUUGCCGCAUUAGAGAGGUAAGACUGCAGAGCUCGCAGCUCAGAGACACUGUUUAACUCUUUACUUUUGCGAAAUGUGGUUUGUUAGAAUUGCAGUCGUUCAUAUAAAGCCGUUUGCUCUGUGUUAAGAGUUUACAGAUUUUCUGGUGUUUUGUUCGCCAGCAGACUUUGUAUGUGACCAACUUCAAGAAAAUGUACAUAUAUAGAACAUUUUUAACAUUUAUUAUCCAAUUUUUAACACAAAGAAAUGCAUUAUGCUCACAAGCUAAAGGUGUGGUGACAUUUUUAAAUUCCAAAAAUAACUUUUCACUCGAUGGAUCUGAGAAAUAGAUAAUUCCAGCUAUUAAAAAUCUUCUGUAUGAUGUAUAUAUUUAUGAUAUUGUGCAACCAACAAAAAUGGUCAAAGAAUGAUCAGCUACAUGCUCUUUAAAGAAUAAUAAAGUGGUUAUUUUUCAGUAAAUAAAUAAUCAUCCUACUACUACUACUGAAAUGCUCAUUUAAUAUGAUUGAGUGAUCACAUAUAAAGACGCAGCUCGAUUCUGGUAUUUUUAAAGACCUAAAGAUUUUUACAAGCCUGGGUCAAAAACAUCAUUACCUCAAUACACAGGCAUCUUUGUGAUACACAGAUUGUAUCACAACAUUUAGUUUAGUUAAAGCACCAUUAAGACCAGUGAAGCCAUAUUAUGAGUUGAGAGAUUUUUCUUUCAUUGAUGAUUUUACGCAAAUGUAAGUGAUUAGCUAGACUCAGUUACUUGUAAUAAUGAGUCACAAUCAAGUAAUAAAAGCACUGCCAGUACCGAUGAUGUGCACAUGCAAUACUCAGACAUCCUCAUGUUAUAUCACGAUCAUAUCCCCCAGCCAUACACUAGCCUUAGAGAUGAUUAUUAACACUGUGUUUAAACUGGGUUCUGCCCAUUUCCCCAUCCCUGAGGCAGAUUUUUUCUUAUAAGGAUAACAGGGUAACUGAUGCUAGGCCUUAUCUGCUGACAAAGUCUCAGCUGUGCAGGGCCACAGAUGUUCUGAUGGAAAACCUUCAGAAAUUAUUAUUAUUGUUAUCCAUGUGUUCAUAGCUGUUCUAUGGAUAUUACAGAAUUAUAUACGAUUAUAGCAGCAAUAUAAUUAAUUGUAGUAACUACAGUGUCUGUGAUUGUUUAUCCCAUUUUUUAUCAUUUAUUUACCCUACGCAGAUUUCUAUAGUUAUGUGAAAUUGAUUUAAUGGCUUGCUUUUUAUUUUUAUUUAAAAGAAAUAUGCAUUGUGUUAUUCAUUAUUUAAGAUAAGAGUAUGUGGCCAUUUAACAGUUUCACAUGUGCAAAAAAUGGAGAUUAGUCUUGGGCUCUCUGAAAUGUGUACAAUAAGUCAUGUUUUUCUGCACAUCCUGAACAUUCUGUCCAGAAAGCAAUUGAUGUGAAAUCCAUCUGCUGAUCGCAGAGUGAAAGCACCUCAUUCAUCCCUGCUUUCCUGUCUUUUUCUUCCAAGGUCAGAAUAUAAUAGAAGCACAAUAAAUGGUGAAUUUCUUCCGUUGUCUCAUGAAGUACAAAAGGUCAAACUGAUGGUUUUUACUUCUCAAUCAGUUUUUUCCCCCUCCUGUUAUGUUAGACUUAUCUUUUGUUACCUGAUCUCUGUUUGUAUGAAAUACCAAAUUUAGGUGUCUCACCUCUUGUACAGUUUCGUAUAGGUUUGUUAUGGUUCAUUUGGUCGUUGGAAUCCUUUUUAAUGUAUUUAUUAAUUUGUCUAUCUUAUCAUAUUUAGAAUUAGGUUUGUAUGACAAGUUAUUUUGUAUAAAUAUAGAGUUUUGUGCUCCACCAGCCUGCAUGCACCAUGUCAGUGCAGAGUCCCUGCAUGUAGAUAACACAGUACAUCACAGGACAUUUCUAUUCAUCUAAUUUAUAUGUAUAUGAUGCAUUCAGUCUAAUAUAAGAACCUGGGAUGAUUCAUACAUGCUGGAGAUCAAAAGAAUUAUUUCCGGUGUAAUUUGUUUUAACAUUUUGUGGACUGUGGUUAAUUUAUUUGAUGGUGCUAUUUAUUUAAAAAAAAAAUAAAAAUAAAUAAAUAAGUAAACUAUGCAAAGUUUAACUUUACACAAACACAGAAUGGUGUAUCCUAUUGUAUAUGGUAUUUAAUCAAUAAAGCACUGAAACUAAUAAAAAAAACACACAAUAUCCCCAGAAUCUUUUUAAUAAAUGAAAUCAACAUGAUAUUUGAAAAUGUGGGACAUAAUAAAAACUUUGAGGUCAGAAUUUUCCUUCACAAAACAGAUGUAGAGUCAUCCUUCUUGUUUCUGUUGUGAGCUCUCGAAUAUGUUUCCCCCAGAUGGCUGCAGUGAUAAUUGGUGGAGAGAUUUAUGACUGUGUCAGACUGUAUGAUCUUUACUGACUCUUGCUGGUCACCUGCAGUGCACUUCUGCUGUAGAAACAAUUUAGCACUCUGAGAAAAGUUUCCCGCAACGCCAUGCAGCUGGUACAUUCAACACACUUCAUUUCAUUACGGUGCAGACAGUAGAACAUGCUGCCACCGCUCUUGUCACUGUUACUUAGGAGGAAAAUAAAGUUUUCGUUUAAUUCAUUUUAUUAUUAUUAUGUGAGUGAAUCUGGUGUUCUAUGUUGCUUGUAUUUAUACAUUGA